Molecule: messenger RNA, 2525 nt
Organism: Hypomesus transpacificus
Lineage: Eukaryota; Metazoa; Chordata; Actinopteri; Osmeriformes; Osmeridae
Product: zinc finger protein 420-like
Exons: 5
Coding region: 152-1576 (474 amino acids)
Molecular function (GO): RNA polymerase II cis-regulatory region sequence-specific DNA binding; DNA-binding transcription factor activity, RNA polymerase II-specific
Source: RefSeq, a predicted model, not a curated record
ACGUCACGCUACUUGGCAAAACUGACACAAAACGAUUGAGGUUGGUGGUGGCUAACUGGUUAGCUAACUUUAUUUCAACAAUUUAAAUGUUAGCAAACUACGCUCGAGAACACGCUAUCCUUAAGUCAGAGGGUGUUUGUAUCAUCUCAAGAUGGAUUCGGGCAUUUUGAACGUAGAGGAAAUAGUAAUGGGACGGGGAGCUCCGGACCCCCCUGCGAAGGACCCUCCAUCUAAACCUGAGAAACCGUACCCGGCCAUCACCACCAAGCCUCCACUUCCAACUGUCAUUCAACCUUACCAACAUGAGAACCUGCAGUGUUUCCAGUGCUUCAUCACCUUCUGCAACUCCAAAGCCAAGGAGAGGCACAUGAAGAAGAGCCAUCGGGAGGAGUAUAAGCAGCAGCUUCAGCAGGGAGAUACGCUGUUCACCUGCUACGUGUGCGACCGCACCUUUUCAUCCUCUGAAGAGCUGACAGAGCACCAGCCCACCCACAGCAAGGAAGACAAGCCCUUCAAGUGCCCUUACUGUCACGAGUGCUUUCGUACCUUUUCCGAGUUAACAGCCCACAGGAGACAGAUAUGUCCGGAGCGUCAGUUUGUGUGUAAGGACUGCAACGAGACCUUCCGGAACCCUGCACAGCUGCGUGCCCACCGCCUGGCCCAGCACCCUCGUCCCGAAGCGGAGGAAGGAACGGACGCCGAUGACAGCACCAAGACCCAUCGCUGCGGGAAGUGUGCCCGGGGCUUCGAGAAUGAAGCGGAGCUCGUGCUGCACCAGGAAAACCACGCGGGAGACCAGCAAUGCAACGGCAGCGACGCCUCCAAGAAGCGCGCGCGGGCCCUGAAACCAGAAGACGCCGCGGGCGUUGAGAAGAAGGGGAAGUGGAAGAAGAAGAAGGAAGACGAGGAGGUGAAGGAAGAGGUGGAAAGUAGCAACCACAUGGAAGACGCUGGAGCUGCUGUAGCUGAGCCGAAAGCCAAACCAGGUCGAGGGCGUCCACCCAAAGCAGCUGCAGGCAAGGAGGCCGCUGCUGCGGGUGACGGCAAAACCUCAGCGCAGGAGAAGAAACCCAAAGCAGCUCCAUCCCGCCAGCAACGCUGCCCAGAGUGCGACCUCACCUUCCCAGGCUUGGUCCAGCUCCGUGCCCACAAGAAAGAGAAGCACGCAGCAAGUAAAGAGACGGGACAGCAGCCCGCUACUGCAGGCGACGGCCAAGGCCCUGCAGAGGAGGAGGAGGAGGAAGAGGAGAAGAAGAAGAAGCCCAAGGCUGAUGCAUCCCGCCUCCACCGCUGCCCUGAGUGUGAGCUCACCUUCCCUGCCUUGGCCGAGCUCCGUGCCCACAAGAAGGAGAAGCACACCCCCAGGAAGGCCCACCCCUGCGGGGAGUGUGAGGAGAGCUUUGCUCGCCCUGAGCAGCUGGAGGCCCAUAAGGCCCGGGUGCACACCACUGGCCGCUACUCCUGCCCAACCUGCGGCAAAAGCUUUGGUCGGGAGAGCAACAUGAAGGCCCACCAGAAGAGCCACCCGGAGGAGGAGGAGGAGAAGAAGAAGCCAGCCGGACGUAGCAAGAGAUAAUUCAUGGAGGGAGGGAGAGGGAGUGUUUUUUCAAAAUCAUCAAUCAAUUCAUGUAAGGGGGGGGGGGGGUGUUUAGUGGAAAGGGGUUUGAGUUUUGUUUUUACCGUGGGAGUUUUAACUGAUCAGGAGUUGACAGGAAGACCUAGAGUUUGGAGUGGUUUUUGGUAAAUGUGAGGUUUACAAGGCAUGUUGUCGAUCCACUAUCCACUCAGUUAGACUAACCAAAAUAUGUUAAUUUUGUCGUAAACCUGUCUUACUGGGCAUCAUGUUGAUUUCAGCAUUUUAUAAUUGAUUUAUUUUAAACCAUAAUUGUGUUGUGUUUUAUGUUUCUUUUAGAAGUGCUUGUGUGAACUGUGUGUUGAGUGACGAGGCCCCUCUCUAAAAUUAUUUUUUGUCAUGCUUUCUUUCAUCUUUUCGUCUUGGUUGAAAAUGAAAUCUUAACAUUUUUAAUAACUAUUUAAAAAAGGGCCCAAUAAAAUGUCUAAUUCACAAUGUUGUGAAUGUCUGAAUGGCCAAUUGUUUUUAAAGGAAUAAUGUAUUUAUUAACUUUGGGAGUCAUUUGAAGUGAUGAAUUAUCAAACAAAGUACUGCAAUUAUUGAUUAAGAUCUCAAUUAUAUUACUGAAUGAUUAUAGAAUUAUGUAGAGAUUUAAUUGUAACUUCUUUUUUUUUUAGGCCUGUUGGUAAAAUGUUUUAAUUUCAUUUAUCUGCAAAAGCAGACAAAUUAAUCCUGCCACACUCAUAAUUUGAUCACUGUGUUUUUAUAUUGAAGUGUUAAAACGAACCUGACAGGGUUUAAAGACAAGCAGGCAGGAGUGACAGCGGUGGCCUGAAUUCAAUGGUUUCUACGGAUUUUCUUUCACUCCACAAUAAUCCAUCAUGACUGGACACUGCCAAUAAGUAAUAAAGAGAGCUGCCUUGAGGGCUGCAACAAAUCUGUCAAUUAUGUA